Molecule: messenger RNA, 549 nt
Organism: Paralichthys olivaceus (Japanese flounder)
Lineage: Eukaryota; Metazoa; Chordata; Actinopteri; Pleuronectiformes; Paralichthyidae
Source: RefSeq, a predicted model, not a curated record
AGGGUGAUAGAGAAGCAGCCGAAGGCCUCGAGGACCCUGAUCACUGCUGAUGGACGAGUCAUGAACGUCAACGAGCCCAAGCUGGAUUUCUCUCUAACUGAAGAACAACAUAACAACACUAUCGUCUUAGACUUGGCGGUGUACAGACACAUGGACACCUCCCUCGUGGACGUGGAUGUUCAGCCGACGUACGUCAGAGUCAGCGUCAAAGGAAAGAUAUUUCAGAUGGUUCUGCCGGCUGAAGUGAAGCCGGACAGCUCGACAGCUCAGAGGUCCCAAACCACCGGACACCUGGUCCUCACCAUGCCCCGGGCUGAAGGUGAAAUCAAAGUGACAAAGACCGUCCCACGUCCACCCAGAGUGCGUCCACCCAGAGUGCGUCCACCCAGACGCAGCAGCUCGCCCCAGGACAGUAAAAGGUGCCUGUUGUAUAUUAACACGUUGAUUCAUUUUAUGGGCCAUGUUGAUGGUAGCGCCCUCCCUGCUGAUGACUGCGUGGCGGCCACAGAUAACCUUGACCAGAGCGGCACCAUCACACUGGGAGAAGCA